AAUUGUCUGUACCAGUCUGUCGCAGGAACGAACGGGAACCAGUCUAGGGCUAUCGCUGUGAGAAGCUUGUAAAACCAAAGGGACGUCAUUCAGAAGCAGACGAAAAUGGCGAGUGGACGGCAAGUUUUGUGCAAACUUGUGAAGCAGGCUAGCUUGUUGAAGCCACGGACGAACCAUGCCUUUGCCUUAUCUUGUGUACGAAAUAAGUCAUCUGCAGAUACUCUUGAGAGCAGUGGUACUGGUGAACAUCGGAUUGAACCUGCUCAAGCUUCAUCUUUGAUGGAUAUUGGAACAAGAGCUAUCUUCUCAGAAGAGCACGACAUCUUCCGCCAAAGUGUCAGAAGGUUUUUCCAAGAGGAGGUAACUCCUCACCAUGCUCAGUGGGAGAAGGAUGGCCAAGUUAGCAGAGAGGUGUGGGAACAGGCUGGGACACACGGGUUGCUGGGCAUUCAGACUCCAGAGACAGCGGGAGGUAUUGGUGGCGACGUCCUCUCAACAGCCAUUACCUGGGAAGAACAAAUGUACGGUAACAACUCUGGUGUAGGGUUCGCGUUACACUCGGACAUCGUCAUGCCCUACAUCACCAACUACGGCAGCAGGGAACAGGUGGAGAAGUACAUUCCUCGGAUGAUGGCGGGCACCUGCAUCGGCGCCAUCGCUAUGACAGAACCUGGUGCCGGCAGUGAUUUACAGGGAGUGAGAACCAAUGCCAAGAAGGAUGGAUCGGACUACAUUCUCAAUGGCAGCAAGGUGUUCAUCACCAAUGGUUACAUGUGUGACCUGGUCAUCGUAGUGGCACUGACCAACACCAGCGCCAAGUCGGCCGCCCAUGGCAUCAGUCUGUUCCUGGUGGAUGCUGGGACUCCUGGGUUCAUCAAAGGUCGCAAACUGGAGAAGAUGGGGAUGAAGGCUCAGGAUACGGCAGAGCUGUUUUUUGAGGAUGUGCGUCUCCCGAAGGAAGCCCUGCUGGGAGAGGAGAACAAAGGAUUCUACUACCUGAUGGGAGAGCUGCCCCAAGAGAGGCUCAUCAUCGCAGACAUGGGCAUAGCAUCCUGUGAGUGGAUGUUUGAAGAGACGAGGUCCUACGUCAAACAACGCAAGGCUUUUGGCAGGACCCUCUCUAAUCUGCAGACAAUCCAGCACAAGUUGGCAGAGAUGAAGACCGAUGUCUGCGUGGGCCGAGCAUUUGUUGAUCAGUGUCUAGAGCUGCACAACAAGAGGAAGCUUGACAAUGGCAUGGCCUCCAUGGCCAAAUACUGGAUUUCGGAUCUGCAACAGAAGAUUGCCACCCAGUGUGUCCAACUUCAUGGGGGGUGGGGCUACAUGCUGGAGUACCCUAUCGCCCGCGCCUUCGUGGACUCCAGGGUCCAGCCCAUCUAUGGGGGUGCUAAUGAGAUCAUGAAGGAGCUGAUUGCAAGGCAGAUCAUAUCUGACAAAUAGGCCAGCCCCAGAUGAGUUAGUGAUAUUCAAGUGACCUGAUUCUGCAGCAACAAGUCCAUCCAUAACAUAGUCCUCACACGGCACCAUGACUUGACUGUUAUCAAUAUAUGUAUAUGCAUUUGUUGGGACCAGUUCAAACCUCAAACCUACAAUCCCUUAACAUAUUCAAUGUAAAAAAUGUCAUGGUCAUGCGUAAUCACGAUGAAGAAUAACUUGUUAUCUGUAAGAGACUUGUUUUGAAUUGUCCAUAUUAUUAUUAAGUUAACUUGCUCCUUACUUUGUUUGGCACUUUGGUGUUGUGUAUACAGGUAUAUCUGUUGACCAGAGAAUAUGGAAUGAAGGAGUUACUCCUGACAAUUAAGCAGUGCACAAUACUGUUUAUUGGGCAAAUGAAGUUUUAAGACGUCAUGCGCUUUGAUCACUGUCGGAAGAGCAGUAGCAGAGCAUCCCAGUGUAUCAACUACACUCGUUAGAGUGGCAGUGAUCAUCUGUGAUAACCUACAGCUGCAGCCGUUAUAUGGUCUCUGAUGUUGAUGGAUUAGCUUCCUUCUUAUCCUUGAUGUGCUUGUUGAUGAUUUCAGUCUUUUACUGUAAAUCAGUAAUUGUCCAAUAUAUGUUAUGAUUCUGAACAAAUCCAUAUUUUUCAGUAAAUCUUUAAGAAAU
Molecule: messenger RNA, 2103 nt
Organism: Haliotis rufescens (red abalone)
Lineage: Eukaryota; Metazoa; Mollusca; Gastropoda; Lepetellida; Haliotidae
Product: long-chain specific acyl-CoA dehydrogenase, mitochondrial-like
Exons: 10
Coding region: 106-1440 (444 amino acids)
Biological process (GO): long-chain fatty acid catabolic process; carnitine metabolic process, CoA-linked; fatty acid beta-oxidation using acyl-CoA dehydrogenase
Cellular component (GO): mitochondrion
Molecular function (GO): flavin adenine dinucleotide binding; long-chain fatty acyl-CoA dehydrogenase activity
Source: RefSeq, a predicted model, not a curated record